AUGCGCGCGAACCAAGCUGGAAUUGCUCUAUGGUACGCUCGGCGCUGCAGUCUCCGGAGUGGUGCUGCUGGUGCUACCGACCCUGGAGUUGGAGCUGCUGCUGGUGCUGAGGACCCUGGAGCUGGAGCCGCUACUGGUGCUACCGACCCUGGAGUUGGAGCUGCUGCUGGUGCUGAGGACCCUGGAGCUGGAGCUGCGGCUGGUGCCGCGGACCCUGGAGCUGGAGCUGGUGCUGGUGCUGGUGCUGCUGGUGGUGCUGCUGGAGGUGCUGCUGGAGCUGGAGCUGCUGGGGACUCCACUGGUGCUGGAGGUGCUGCUGGUGCUGGAGCUGCUGGAGGCGCUGCUGGUGCUGGAGGUGCUGCUGGUGCUGGAGCUACUGGAGGUACUGCUGGUGCUGGAGCCGCUGGUUCAGGAGGUGCUCGUACUGGAGGUACUGGAGCUGCUGCGGGGGUUGGAGCUGGAGGUACUGGAGCUGCUGGGGUUGCUGGUGGUGCAGCGGGAGUUGGUGCUGGAGACCCUGGGGCUGAGGGUGCUGGUGCUGUCUCUGCUGGUUCAGGAGGUGCUGAGCGGCCGCGGCCGUACUACGUUCCGCUCCUUCAGCAGGUUCUUGGCCUCCCGCCCUCCACUGGUCCUUCUCCUCCCCUACUGAGUCCACCACCUGUCCAGUCGCAGUCGCAGUUACCGCUUGCCUCUCCACUGCCUGGUCCUUCUCCCUACGCUGGGCCGACUAGAGAGUCGCUUGUCCGCGCUGUCCGCGCUGGUCGUCGUGCUCCGUGUCAGCGUCCUCCUCCUGUACUUGGCACUCACUAUAUGACUCUGCGUCCUUCCACUGCUCCACAGCGUGUCCCUCUGUCGUCUCCUCCUGCGUCCUCUCUUCCUGCCCUUGCUGACCCGCCGUCAGACCUUGCUCAUGCUGCCAGUCCUACUGUCACGCGUCUUCUCGCUACUGUUGUCACUGACCCUGACUUUGAGUCAACUGCUGCGUCUGCCCUAGUUGCUGAGCUUGUUGACUUUGCUGCCGCCUGUCGUCUAGACUACGCCGCUAGCCUUGUUGCUGAGUCUGAGUCUGUCUGUCCUCCGUCCGUCGGGGGUGAGUGUGCUCUUGGCACGGACGUCCUUGAGGACAGACAGGAGGAGUUUGAGUGCUUUGCCGCUGCUUUACCUCAUCUCGUGUCCAUGCUGAUUGCCCCUGAGGGAGACCCGGAUGCACCAGACAUCCCGACCCCACGCUCUUACGCAGAGGCGAUGGAGGGUCUCUACUCCUCUCAGUGGCAGACAGCCAUGGACGCAGAGAUGGCUUCCUGGAAGUCCACACGCACCUACGUCGACGAGGUUCCCCCACCUGGGGCGAACAUCGUCAGUGGCAUGUGGAUUUUCAGGGUGAAGCGGCCGCCAGGUUCUCCGCCUGUCUUCAAGGCGCGUUACGUUGCACGAGGCUUCAGUCAGCGAGAGGGAGUUGACUUCUUCCAGACCUUCUCCCCGACCCCGAAGAUGACCACUCUUCGGGUUCUGCUGCACGUCGCUGCUCAGCGUGACUACGAGCUCCACUCUCUUGACUUCAGCACUGCGUUCCUACAGGGCAGCCUGCACGAGGAGAUCUGGCUGCGCCGCCCACCUGGCUUCACUGGGGCUCUUGCUGCUCUUGGGUUUGCUCCUUCUACUGCUGACCCGUCGCUGUUUCUACGCACCGACACCACUCUGCCGCCGUUCUACGUUCUCGUGUACGUAGACGACUUGGUCUUUGCUACUGCUGACACUGAGGCACUCGCCCACGUGAAGUCGGAGCUGCAGAAGAGACACACGUGCACAGACCUGGGUGAGCUGACAAGCUAUCUUGGCUUGCGGAUCACCCGGGACAGAGCACAGCGCACCGUCACCUUGACUCAGUCACACAUGGUGCAGCAGGUCCUUCAGCGCUUCCGCUUCACGUACUCCUCGCCUCAGCCCACUCCUCUGCCUACCGGUCACUCGCUCUCAGCUCUGCCUUCGGAUGAGUCCGUAGAGCCGAGUGGCCCGUAUCCAGAGCUUGUGGGCUGCCUCAUAUACCUGAUGACCUGCACUCGACCUGACCUUGCAUACCCUCUUAGCAUCCUAGCACGCUAUGUCGCUCCUGGCCGUCACUGGAAGGAGCACAUGGAUGCCGCUAAGAGGGUGUAG
Messenger RNA from Closterium sp. Naga37s-1, 2157 nucleotides. The record is from the annotation of a GenBank genome assembly. NCBI's taxonomy places the organism in Eukaryota, Viridiplantae, Streptophyta, Zygnematophyceae, Desmidiales, Closteriaceae.